This is a messenger RNA of Podarcis raffonei (Aeolian wall lizard), 2789 nucleotides long. RefSeq names its product nipsnap homolog 1 (gene NIPSNAP1). The transcript has 10 exons. Gene Ontology annotation, cellular component: mitochondrion. The record is from RefSeq and is a predicted model, not a curated record. NCBI's taxonomy places the organism in Eukaryota, Metazoa, Chordata, Lepidosauria, Squamata, Lacertidae. The coding region runs from base 231 to 1088 and encodes 285 amino acids.
AUAGCGUCAGGUGGCUAGUCCGUAUGAAGGCUGCCGGCCGCUGACGCCCCCUUGCGGCUGUAAGGAAACCCCAGGGGUCCCUCCCACGCCAGGGGAGCGGGGGGCGUGUGCCGCAUCGGAGCACCGAGAUCCGCCCCAAAGCGUCGCUGCGGCGACGGCAGCGGCAGCGGCAGCGCCUCCUCUUCCCUCCUCUGGUCCGGGUCUUGCUGGAGCCGCGGGCGAGAGCGAAGAUGGCGACGUGGGCGUGCGGGAUGCCGGCGCGGCGCUUGCUGCUGCUGGCGGCGCUGCGGGGCGGAGACCCUUGCCUGGCCCGCGGCAGCGGCGGGAGUCGGGACUACUCCAAAGACCACGAAAGCAGCUGGUUCCGUUCCCUCUUCGUCCACAAAGUGGACCCCCGAAAGGAUGCCCAUUCCAACCUCCUGUCAAAGAAAGAGACCAACCACCUGUACAAGAUCCAGUUCCACAAUGUGAAACCUGAGUGCCUGGAUGCCUAUAACAGCCUGACGGAGCAGGUACUUCCAAAGCUGCACUCGGACUCGGACUACCCCUGUGACUUGGUUGGCAACUGGAAUACUUGGUAUGGUGAACAGGACCAGGCAGUGCACCUCUGGCGAUUCACCGGUGGCUACCCGGCCCUCGUGGACUGCAUGAACAAGCUGAAACAGAACCAGGAGUACCUGGAAUUCCGGAAGGAGAGGAGCAAAAUGCUGUUGUCCCGAAGAAACCAGCUACUCUUGGAGUUCAGCUUUUGGAAUGAGCCUUUGCCACGACCUGGGCCCAAUAUCUAUGAACUGAGGACGUACAAGCUGAAACCUGGGACCAUGAUUGAGUGGGGAAAUAACUGGGCGCGGGCCAUUAAAUAUCGCCAAGAGAACCAGGAAGCUGUGGGCGGCUUCUUCUCACAGAUCGGGGAGCUGUACAUCGUGCACCACUUGUGGGCCUACAGGGACCUGCAGUCUCGAGAGGAGACGAGGAACGCUGCCUGGAGAAAACGAGGGUGGGAUGAGAACGUUUACUAUACAGUGCCUCUGGUCCGGAGCAUGGAAUCGCGAAUCAUGAUCCCUUUGAAGAUCUCCCCCUUGCAAUGAUGCUGUCGCCAGGCUGUCGUCUCUCUGCACCAAACACGCAGCUCAAGAAAUUGAGCUGGCCGCGUUUUCCUCCGUCCGGAUCCUCUCUGAACUCUUUUCUGACUUUCUCUUCACCCCUCGCCUGUCUCCCAUCUUCUCUGCCACUUUGUCUGGAGAUACCCAUCUCCUUGCCUUCCUCCCCCCCUUUUCCUUCUAGCCUCUUGGUUUCCAGAAAGUUUGUCAGAAUCCUGCUGAGCUCAUCUUAUUGACUCUGAAUGAGAAGCUUGGAGGCUUGAUGUGUUGCCGUCAAUGGACUACCAAGUCUGGCUUGUUCCAGAGGCUGAUGAUUCUCUAGAUGAAGCUGCUUAGGGGGUGAUUGCUGUUGCUUGCUGUGGCAAACACAAUUAUAUUAAGAGUUGUUAAGAGGCCCCUGCUCCCCUCCUAGAACUACAGUUCCCAGAGUUCCCUGGGGAAAGGGAUUGAUUAUUAAACUGAUCUGGGAAUUGUAGUGCUGGGAGGAGAUUAGGGGGUCUUCCUAAGGGGCUGAGACUUCUCAACAAACCACAGCUCCCAGAAAUCAAUGUGGGGGGAGGCAUGAAGGUUUAAAGUAGUAGCAUAGCCCUUUAAGGUGUGAAUGCCACCUAAGCAGGUAUUGUUGGAUACAAAGGAAAUGACUCUUUUCUCCCCACCUCCCACCCCGCAGCCGCUCUUAUCCUUGAAAUAGCCUUUUUAAUUGCUGGAAAGGCAGCCUCCAAACUUUUCUAAAAGGAAAUAGUCGUACCUUGGAAGUUGGAACGGAAUCCUUUCCGGAAGUCCGUUUGACUUCCAAAGCGUUCGACUUCCGAAUCACGGCUUCCGAUUGGCUGCAGGAAGCUCCUGCAGCCAAUGGGAAGCUGCGGAAGCCCUGUCAGACAUUCGGCUUCCAAAAGAACAUUUGAAAACCGGAGCAGUCACUUCUGGGUUUCGGUCGUUCGGGAGCCAAAACGUCCCAGUUCCAGGGCGUUCGACAACCAAGGUAUGACUGUACAGUCAUACCUCGGAAGACGAAUGCCUUGCGAGUUGAACAUUUUGGCUCCCGAAUCUUUAAAAACCUGGAAGUGAGCGUUCCGGUCUGCGAACGUUCUUUUGGAACUGGAAUAUCUGGUGUGGGUUCUGUGGCUUCUGAUUGGCCGCAGGAGCUUCCUGCAGCCAAUCAGAGGCCACGCCUUGGUUUCCAAACAUUUUGGAAGUCGAACGGACUUCCGGAACGGUUUCUGUUCAACUUCCGAGGUACGACUAUAAUGCACAACAGGGUAGCGUUCUCAGGAAUGUAAUGAAUGUAUACUGUGGGUGUGGGGAACCUUUAUAACCAGCUGGAUGUUGCUGAACUACAACUCCCAUGGUCACGCUGGCCAUGUUUGCCGGAAGUUGUAGUUCUGCAGCCUCUGGAAUGCCAAAAGUGUCCUCCUCCUAGCCUGCUUAGCUUGGUCUCUCUAUAUGUGCACAGACCAAAAAAUCCCUGGUGGUUUAAAUGUGGUUGCCCAGCUGUGAGUUAAGAGAGGAGGUGGAGAGAGACAGGGUCCUCUCAUUGGCACAAUGCAUCUUUUCUCUUGAUCAGUUACCCAUCUUUGGGUACCAUAGUGAGGCUGUGCUUCUUCGUAAUAAACUAUUUUAAGUGCUCUUCUGCCUAGGGACCAUGUGAAACAGCCUAGCUGCACAUGUAAUAAAAUAUUUAAUAUACUA